GUGGAGAACAACCGCCCCGAGGGCACCUUCCAGGUGACCAUGCUGCCUGGGGAUGGGGUGGGCCCCGAGCUGAUGCAGGCUGUGAAGGAGGUCUUCAAGGCUGCCAGUGUGCCCGUGGUGUUUGAUGAGCAUCACCUGAGCGAGGUGCAGAACAUGGCAUCCGAGGAGAAGCUGGACCAGGUGGUUGACUCCAUGAAGGCGAGCAAGGUGGCCCUGAUCGGCAAGAUCCACACCCCCAUGGAGUACAAGGGAGAGCUGGCAUCCUAUGACAUGAGGCUCAGGCGCAAGCUGGACCUGUUUGCCAACGUGGUGCACGUGAAGAGCCUGCCAGGCUACAAGACCAGGCACAACAACCUGGACCUGGUGAUCAUCCGGGAGCAGACAGAGGGGGAGUACAGCUCCCUGGAGCACGAGAGUGCCAAGGGGGUGAUCGAGUGCCUGAAGAUCAUCACCCGCACCAAGUCCCAGCGCAUCGCCAAGUUCGCCUUCGACUUCGCCACCAAGAAGGGGCGCUCCAAGGUGACAGCCGUGCACAAGGCCAACAUCAUGAAGCUGGGCGACGGGCUGUUCCUGCAGUGCUGCAAGGAGGUGGCAGAGCUGUACCCCAAGAUCAAGUUUGACACCAUGAUCAUUGACAACUGCUGCAUGCAGCUGGUGCAGAACCCCUACCAGUUUGAUGUCCUGGUGAUGCCCAACCUGUAUGGGAACAUCAUUGACAACCUGGCAGCCGGGCUGGUGGGCGGCGCGGGCGUCGUGCCGGGCGAGAGCUACAGCGCCGAGUACGCCGUGUUCGAGAUGGUGAGGGGCUACACCCCCCCGCGGGCUGCUGAGCCCUGCCAGCCCCCCCGGCUGCUCGGGAGUGCCAAGGGGGUGAUCGAGUGCCUGAAGAUCAUCACCCGCACCAAGUCCCAGCGCAUCGCCAAGUUCGCCUUCGACUUCGCCACCAAGAAGGGGCGCUCCAAGGUGACAGCCGUGCACAAGGCCAACAUCAUGAAGCUGGGCGACGGGCUGUUCCUGCAGUGCUGCAAGGAGGUGGCAGAGCUGUACCCCAAGAUCAAGUUUGACACCAUGAUCAUUGACAACUGCUGCAUGCAGCUGGUGCAGAACCCCUACCAGUUUGAUGUCCUGGUGAUGCCCAACCUGUAUGGGAACAUCAUUGACAACCUGGCAGCCGGGCUGGUGGGCGGCGCGGGCGUCGUGCCGGGCGAGAGCUACAGCGCCGAGUACGCCGUGUUCGAGAUGGUGCGCACAGCCGACAUGGGGGGCUACGCCACGUCCCAGGAGUUCACCCAAGCCGUGAUCAACGCCCUGGAUGCCUAG
Molecule: messenger RNA, 1320 nt
Organism: Chaetura pelagica (chimney swift)
Lineage: Eukaryota; Metazoa; Chordata; Aves; Apodiformes; Apodidae
Product: isocitrate dehydrogenase [NAD] subunit beta, mitochondrial-like
Exons: 11
Biological process (GO): tricarboxylic acid cycle; isocitrate metabolic process
Cellular component (GO): mitochondrion
Molecular function (GO): magnesium ion binding; oxidoreductase activity, acting on the CH-OH group of donors, NAD or NADP as acceptor; NAD binding
Source: RefSeq, a predicted model, not a curated record